Crotalus tigris (Tiger rattlesnake) is the source of this 4876-nucleotide messenger RNA. RefSeq lists its product as uncharacterized. The coding region runs from base 2005 to 3345 and encodes 446 amino acids. Lineage: Eukaryota; Metazoa; Chordata; Lepidosauria; Squamata; Viperidae. The record is from RefSeq and is a predicted model, not a curated record. The transcript has 2 exons.
GAAAAAGAAACCUUUCUCCUUCAUCCCAACAGAUAAAACCACAGAAGUUCAGAUAUCUCAAGGUGCCUCCAGCACUUCCUCCAGGCACAAGAAAUCGAGAUCUGCCAAGCAGGAGGGUGCUGGGAAAUUCAGAUCCAAAGCUAUCUCUGGCAAAAGGUCUCCCAAAGCUGCUGAGAAAGAAGGCAGCAGGCAUUGGAAAAACAAUUAUCCAAAGCUGCAAGGCAAAAGAAUGAUGCAAAGGUUGGUCAGAUUACUUCUGUUCCCAUGGAAGCAUCGGUUUUUGGCCCUCAACAAGCUCCUUCAACCUCUGCUACUCCAAGUGCAUGGUCUCCAGAAGGGGAAACAGGUCAGUUCAUUUUUCCCAUGGCAAAACAGGUGGAAAUGUUUCCCCAUUCCAGUGAGGGGUUUGGCUUUCAUAUCCCUGCUCCGGGUACAGCUAGACCUCUGGGGCCAGAGACCACAUUCACUCCUACAGCGGCAGGGCUUCGCCCUCCAGAGGCUCAGGAGACAGAACUAUCAGAAUGAAUACACCUUCUGAUUUCUCAGGCUAUUGCCCAAGGUGUAGCUUAGACCCUAAACCAGAGAGCUCGACCCGAGUCGAUAGCAUCAGGGAUCCCAUCUUACAACAAUAUCGUAUCUCUCCCAGGUGGAAGCAGCCGCAUACCAAGGGCCAGUUUCCCCCUCCAAUUCCUCCAGGAGUAGAAGGUUGUUCAUAUGGGACGAUGAACAGAGAGAGCAGGGGAUGUCAGAAGAUGAAGACUUACCUCCUGAUCCCCCUCCUUUCAUAGGCCUGUUUAAUCCGGCCCUCUUUAAAUCCUUACUUCAUAAGGCCAGGAGCACUGCUCAACUUGGUCCUGAAAGUGUUCCUCAGGCUGAACCUUCCACCACCCAGGGACCUACCAGUAAGGUCUUUUCAGAACCAACGUUUACCCAACAGGACAUUCCCUGUCCUCCCAUUUUCCCCAAUGUAGUCCAAAGACAAUGGGGAAUGCCAGGUACUUUUCUAUCCCCAGGUGGGACUGAUAGAAAGUUAUUUAAUAUGGCCCCAGCACUGUCGGAGGUGCUAGCAGUCCCCACUGUAGAUGAGCCCUUAGCACCAUUGGUUCUCUCCUUCGCUGUGUCUGGAGAUAUAACAGAGGUUCUGAAGUCAGAGGAUAAGAAAGCAGAGCUUAAUUUCUGCAGGACCCACCAAGCCUCAGCAUGGGCGGUAAAGGCAGCUACAUCAACUUCCUUUUUCGCCAGAUAAAAAAAAAAGAAGAGGUAUGGAUGCACCAAGAUUUAAACAAAUUGGUGGCUGCAUCAGAAUACAUGGCUGACUCAUCAUUGCACGUGGCCAGAUUUUCCUCCCGGGCAUUAGCAUCUAAUGUUAUCUCUCGCAGGCUUUUGUGGCUCAGACAGUGGUGAGCGGAUGCUAGGUCCAAGUGGCGGUUGGCCUCAGCCCGUUACAUGGGAGGCCAGUUAUUUGGAGAGGCACUAAACCCUUAUCUGAUUGAGAACAAGGAUAAGCAUAAGGUCAUGUCCCAUUUUAUUAGGAGAGCAGACAGGAGAGCUACCCCUUACACCCAUAAGCAGUCCUUUCGCUCAACCGACACAGGGUCAGAAUUCAUCCUUUACUCCCGUCCUUAUCCUCCCAGACCAGAACGUCAAUUCGACAAAUCUGGUAACGGACAGACCCAGGCAGCAAUUACAGGCCAAACGGCCCUUUCGAGGCGCGGGAAGCUGUCCUUUCAGAAAGUCCAAGUGACACCAAAGGUGCCUCUCCCAUAAGGGGCAGGUUGGCUUUCCUUGAACACAAAUAGGAGAACACCACUACAGAUCUCUGGGUCCUCAACAUCAUCAGAUUUGGCCUAACUUUAGAGUUCAAUUCCACCACACACACACCCUGAGGCAUUUCGUCUCUUGCCCAUCAUCCAAAAAUCUGGUCAAAAGAAGCCUCAUGAAAGAGGCCAUUCGACAUCUCCUGGAGAUCCAGGCCAUAGAACUGGUACCGGCAGGGCAGAAGGGAUGGGGGUUUUAUUAUAUUCUGUUCAUCGUUCUGGAGGCCUCGGGAGAGUGGAGGGCAGUCCUAGAUUUAAAGAAAUUAAAUAUCGAUUUGGCAGACAAGAAGUUCAAGAUGCAAACGUUCCAAUCCAUAUUAGCAGGCAUCAGAAGGGGGAACCUCCUGACAUCCAUCGACCUGACAGAGGCCUACUUACACAUUCCCAUCCUUCUCGGACACCGGAAAUUCUUCAGGUUCUGCUGCGCAGGCCACCAUUUUCAAUACAGAGCUCUACCAUUCGGCCUGUCAUUGGCCCCCAGAGCAUUCAUAAAGGUCCUGGUGGCGCUAGCCGCGCAUCUCAGGACCAUUCCAGUGUGUGUCCAGUGUUAUCUGAACAUUCUCAUUCAAUCCUCCUCAGUCCAAUUGGCUCAGUCAGAACUGGCAUUGUUCAUCAAGACCCUCGACCACGGGUUUUCAAUAAAUUUUCAGAAAAACCAGAUAGUUCCCUCCACCUGCCUCCUUCACCUGGGCACGGUGAUAGAUACAAGGAAGUACGAGGUUUACCCGUCUCAGGAACGUCGGGACAGUAUCCGAUCCCUAGUCACCCAGAUUCAAAGGGAGCAAGUAGUCGCCCUAGCAAUCCUUUCUCAACUGCUAGGAAAGAUUGUUUCCUGCAUAGCAGUAGUUCCUUGGGUUCAGCUCCACUGAACCCUCCAAUGGUUCUUGCUCCCGUUCCAGAGACUAGGCACCAAUUUCUCCAACCACAAGGUAUGGGUCCCGUCACAGACCCUGAAAUCCUUCCAGUGGUGGGUCUCCCCAGCGAUGGCCAGGGGAACCUUAUUCAAGGAGCCCAACCGACUCAUCCUAACAUCGGAUGCCAGCUUGUUCGGCCGGGGAGCGCACCUGCAAUUCCAGUUGGCUCAGGGUCGGAAGCACAACAUAAACUGGUUAGAGCUCAGAGCUAUAUAUCUGGCUCUACGACACUUCCGCAACACAGUGGCAAAGCAACACGUUCUAGUCCUCACGGACAACGUGGUGGCGAAAGCCCUUAUCAACAGGCAAGGGGGUACCCACUCCAGGUCCCUCAUGGCCGAGGCUCAAUUAUUAGGAACCUGGGCAGAGACCAACCUCUCAUCCCUCAAGGCAGAGCACAUCUCGAGAAAGACAAACUGGCAAGCGGAUUUCUUGAGCAGGGCCACAGUGGGCCACUCCGAAUGGCGCCUGCACCCGGAUCUUUUCAGGGAGAUAUCAGAGAAGUUCGGUCAUCCAGUGCUGGACCUGUUCGCUACCCCAGCAAAUUCCCAGCUCCCGAGAUUCUUCUCCCGGUUCCCGUCUCCAGGGGUGGAAGGGGUAGGUGCCCUAUCUAGCCCGUGCCCCAGAGAGCUCCUGUAUGGGUUCCCUCCUCUCCUUCUGAUCCAGGCAGUUAUCCAGAAGAUACUGCAGGAAUGGGCAAAGGUGAUACUUGUUGCUACCCACUAGCCAAGACGGCUGUGGUAUGCCGACCUCGUAGGUCCCUCAACCUCUCCUCCAUGGAGGAUACCCCAAGAUCAAAUUUCCCUCAGCCAGGGGGUUCUACCUCAGUAGCUCCAGCUAACCACCUGGCGUUUGAAAGGAGACUCCUAACAAAAGAGAUCUACUUAUCAGAUGUGAUUACCAUGAUUCAGGCUUCAAGAAGGCCUGCAACUAAUAGAAUCUAUGAUUCCACAUGGAAGAAUUUCUGUAACUGGUGUGUGGGAGACAACAAUUAGAUCCAGCUACAAUUCCUAUUCCAAGAAUUUUGGAUUAUUUACUGGAAGGACUUAAGAAGGGUUUAAUACUCAACACAAUCCACAGACAAGUUGCUGCCCUGUCCACGGUGCUCACGUAUGGGAAGUCAGAGCCCUUGGCUUAACACCCCAUGGUACGUUCCUUUGUCAGGGGACCAAUCAACAGCAAACCGCCUGUGGUUCACAGAUAUCCCUCUUGGGACCUGUCCAAGGUCUUACAGGCUCUCACUUUACCUCCAUUUGAGCCCGUCAGAACCUCCACUCUAUGGUUCUUGACACUCAAGGUUUCCUUCCUAGUAGCCGUCACAUCGGCUAGGCGCAUCUCGGAAUUGGCAGCACUCUCAAUUAGAGAUGACUUAUGUAUUUUUCAUAAUGAUAGGGUGGUCCUACACUUAGACCCCUCUUUCGUCCCCAAAAUCAACUCAUUGUUUCACAGGCCACAGGAGCUUGUGCUGCCAGAUUUUUGUCCUGAGCCGUCCCAUGAUUUGGAAUGUAAAUGGCACACCUUGAAUGUUCAUAGAGCCUUGCAUUGCCAUAUUAAGCGAACUGCCUCUUUUCGCAAAUCUGAAGCCCUUUUCGUUUCAUUCCAUCCCUCUUCACUGGGUCAAAAGAUGACUGCCUCUACUAUCGGCAGAUGGAUUAGAGCUUGUAUAGCAGGGGCAUACCAGAUGCACUGCUUCCUAGUUCCAAGACGAAUCACCGCACACUCGCAGUGCAGCAACUUCAGCAGCGUGGGUGACACAGGCAUCAAUCGAAGAGAUAUGCAAAACAGCAAUUUGGUUGUCUCUUUCCCCAUUUGUGAGGCAUUAUAAGUUAGAUAAGUUCGCCUCAGCAGAUGCUUCAUUUGGUAGGAGAGUUCUCCAAAGGGUAAUAACAGGUAAUGGGACACAGGCCCGGACUUCUUCCCACCCAUAGGGACAGUGAGGCUUUGGUAUGUCCCAUCUAUGCAUUCUCCAUUCGUCAUGCUGGAGAAGGGGCAUUGUUUUACAUGAAUGCCUUUUCUUAGCAUGACGAUGGAGAAUCUACUCCCCCCCCCAGGGACCAUCCGGUCCUGUGUCAGGGGAAUUUGAGCCACCACCACCUUGAAAUACCAUCAACUGCUGCGCCUUCAUCGUGACUGGGGAUUCCUAGC